Molecule: messenger RNA, 4497 nt
Organism: Sphenostylis stenocarpa
Lineage: Eukaryota; Viridiplantae; Streptophyta; Magnoliopsida; Fabales; Fabaceae
Source: the annotation of a GenBank genome assembly
AUGGCUGGAAAAUCAAGCAACAAAGGGAGGAACAAAAAAGGGUCCCAUAAUGCAUCCAUUACGUCAGAAUCGGCUGUCCAUUCUGAUGUUCCUGUGAAGGAUAAUGGGGAAGGCACUUUAGAAUCCGCAAAAGCUGAUUUAGCGGAAGUUCCAUCAACAGUUGAUUCGACUGGUGCCAAUCCAGAACUCAAGGAGCAUGAAACUGUGACUGAAGGGAGCCAACAAAAGCAAGGUGAAAUGGGCCCCUUUAGGUCCAUUGGUGACCCAAUACCUGCUCAGCGACCUAAAUUGCUUUUACAAAGCAUUGCUUACAAGGGUGAUCUUCAGCUUUACCCUGUUUCUGUUAAAACACAAACUGGGGAGAAGCUUGAGCUUCAGUUGAAUCCUGGAGACUCUGUCAUGGAUGUUAGACAGUUCCUCCUUGAUGCGCCUGAGACGUGUUUUAUCACAUGCUAUGAUUUACUGUUGCAUACGAAGGAUGCAUCCACUCAUCACCUGGAAGAUUAUAAUGAAAUUUCCGAAGUAGCUGAUAUUACUACUGGUGGUUGUUCCUUGGAAAUGGUUCCUGCUUUUUAUGAUGAUCGAUCUAUAAGGGCCCAUGUUCACCGAACAAGGGAGUUGCUUUCCCUUUCUAAUCUCCAUGCUUCACUAUCAACAUCACUUGCCUUGCAGAAUGAGAUAGCACAAAAUAAAGCUGCAAAUUCAGGAGAUACCUUGAAACAUGAAGUUCCUGAGCUCGACGGGCUUGGUUAUAUGGAGGACAUCUCUGGUUCAUUGGGUAAUUUAUUAUCGUCCCCAUUGAAGGAUAUUAAAUGUGUAGAGAGCAUAGUGUUUUCAUCCUUCAAUCCUCCACCAAGCUAUAGAAGGCUUCUUGGAGAUUUGAUUUAUUUGGAUGUUACCACUCUUGAGGGUAAUAAAUUUUGUAUUACGGGAAGUACAAAAAUGUUCUAUGUCAACUCAAGCUCAGCAAACACUCUUGACCCAAGGCCAAGUAAAGCUACUUUUGAAGCAACGACUCUUGUUGCUCUCUUACAGAAGAUUAGCCCCAAGUUCAAAAAAGCUUUCCGUGAAGUAUUGGAGGGUAGAGCUGCUGCCCAUCCUUUUGAAAAUGUGCAAUCUUUGUUGCCACCUAAUUCUUGGCUUGGGUUAUACCCUGUUCCUGGUGAGCUUAGCCUCUGGCAUUUUCUUUCCUGUUGCUAUCUAGAUAAAGAAGGCUUUUAUUAUGUUUACCACAGGCGUGAUGCAGCCAGGGCUGAGAAUGCUUUGACUCUUCUAUAUGGCAAUGAGCCAAUUGGCAUGCAAAGAGACUGGAAUGAAGAGCUGCAGUCCUGUAGAGAAUUUCCUCAUACAACUCCACAGGAGAGGAUUUUGCGGGAUAGGGCACUUUAUAAAGUGACAUCAGACUUUGUUGAUGCAGCUAUUAAUGGCGCUAUUGGAGUGAUCAGUGGCUGCAUUCCUCCAAUAAAUCCAACUGACCCCGAAUGCUUUCACAUGUACGUUCACAACAACAUAUUCUUCAGUUUUGCUAUUGAUGCGGACCUUGAGAAGCUGUCAAAGAAACGUGUGGAUUGUAAUUCAAAAUCUUGCAGCCCAGCCACUUUGCAAAGUUCUUCUGAUAAAGCUUCCAUUCCACUUCAUGGAGAAAAUCAUGUUCCUAAUGGGGGAAAAGAUUCUGGUACAAGUUCAGAAGAUCUUAAUGGCACACAAAUCACUCAAGAUGUUCCUCCAGAAGCUCAGCUGGCUGAGAAUGAGCAAGCCACAUAUGCUUCUGCAAACAAUGAUUUGAAGGGCACAAUGGCUUACCAAGAAGCUGAUGUUCCUGGACUUUAUAAUCUUGCUAUGGCUAUAAUUGACUACAGGGGUCAUAGGGUGGUAGCUCAGAGUGUAUUACCAGGCAUUCUUCAAGGGGACAAGUCAGACUCUCUCUUGUAUGGCUCUGUUGACAGUGGAAAGAAAAUUUGCUGGAAUGAAGAUUUUCAUUCUAAGGUGUCAGAGGCUGCCAAACGCCUUCAUUUGAAGGAACAUUUAGUCCUUGAUGGAUCUGGAAAUGUUUUCAAUUUAGCUGCACCAGUGGAGUGCAAGGGCAUUGUUGGUGGUGAUGACCGACAUUACCUUCUUGAUUUGUUGAGAGUAACUCCUCGUGAUGCCAACUAUACUGGGCCUGGUUCUCGAUUUUGUAUCUUGAGGCCAGAAUUAAUUACUGCCUUUUGCCAGCUGACUGGCUCUUCGUGGGAACAGGCCCAAGCAGCAGAGGCAUUGAAACCUAAGGAGGUGAAUUCUCAAGAGGCUGACAAUUUAGCCACUGGUUCCCAGAAUGCUGCUGAUACUGACCAGCCGGUGAAUGAUUCCCCAACUGCUGCUGAUGCUGAGACCCCGGUGAAUGAUUCUCAAAAUGUUGUAGAUGCUGAGAAGCCAGAUUUAAAAAAGGAAGAAAAAACUGAGGAUGUCAAAGAACUUGCUUCUGUGACUGCCAAAACCUCUGAUGGUUGCGAGGAUAUUGUUUUUAAUCCAAAUGUCUUCACUGAAUUCAAACUUGCUGGGAGUCCAGAGGAAAUAGCGGCUGAUGAAGAUAAUGUUAGAAAAGUUAGUCAAUAUCUUACUGAUGUUGUACUUCCAAAGUUUAUACAAGACCUUUGUACACUUGAAGUUUCACCAAUGGAUGGCCAGACAUUAACUGAAGCACUGCAUGCUCAUGGAAUUAAUGUUCGCUAUAUUGGCAAAGUGGCUGAAGGGACUAAACAUCUUCCUCAUCUGUGGGAUCUUUGCAACAAUGAGAUUGUUGUCAGAUCUGCUAAGCAUAUUAUCAAGGAUUUAUUGAGAGAGACAGAGGACCAUGAUCUCGCACCAGCAGUAUCUCAUUUCUUAAAUUGCCUAUUUGGAAGUUGUCAAGCUUCCAGUGGAAAGGCUAGCACCAACAGCAUUCAAUCCAAAACUCUGAAAAAGGAACAUACAGGGCAACGGUCUCCAGGAAAACAUUCCAAAGGGCAAGCUCGUUGGAAAGGCAGGGCAUCAUUAAGAAAGACUCAACCGUUGUAUAUGAGCUUCAGCUCGGAAGCUCUUUGGUCAGACAUUCAAGAAUUUGCAAUGGUUAAAUAUAAGUUUGAAUUGCCAGAGGAUGCAAGGUUGCGCGUUAAGAAAAUUUCUGUUAUACGUAAUCUUUCUCUGAAGGUUGGUAUAACAGUUGCAGCUCGUAAAUAUGAUCUUAGUUCAACAACACCCUUCCAUACAUCAGAUGUCUUGGAUAUCCGUCCGGUGGUCAAGCAUUCAGUUCCCUCUUGUUCGGAAGCCAAGGAACUUGUUGAAACUGGAAAACUUCAAUUGGCUGAGGGCAUGCUUAGUGAAGCCUACACUUUAUUCUCUGAGGCAUUCUCGAUUCUACAACAGGUUACUGGUCCCAUGCAUCGGGAGGUUGCUAAUUGCUGUCGAUAUCUUGCCAUGGUUUUGUAUCAUGCUGGAGAUAUGGCCGGGGCUAUUAUGCAACAACACAAGGAACUAAUCAUAAAUGAACGUUGUCUUGGUCUAGAUCAUCCUGACACUGCUCACAGUUACGGAAAUAUGGCUUUGUUUUACCACGGACUUAACCAGACAGAACUUGCCCUUCGCCAUAUGUCCCGUGCUUUGCUAUUAUUAAGUUUGUCAUCAGGGCCAGAUCAUCCGGAUGUUGCAGCAACAUUUAUCAAUGUUGCGAUGAUGUAUCAGGAUAUAGGAAAGAUGAACACAGCUCUUCGGUAUCUGCAAGAAGCUUUAAAGAAGAAUGAAAGGCUUCUUGGCGAGGAACAUAUUCAAACUGCUGUUUGUUAUCAUGCUCUUGCCAUUGCAUUUAAUUGUAUGGGUGCUUUCAAGCUCUCUCACCAGCAUGAGAAGAAAACGUAUGAUAUACUUGUCAAACAACUUGGUGAAGAUGAUUCAAGGACACGGGAUUCGCAGAAUUGGAUGAACACAUUCAAAAUGCGCGAACUACAGAUGAAUGCCCAAAAACAAAAGGGUCAAGCUCUGAAUGCAGCUUCUGCUCAGAAGGCUAUUGAUAUCCUGAAGGCACACCCUGAUCUGAUUCAUGCAUUCCAAGCUGCUGCUGUUGCUGGGGGAUCUGGAAGUUCAGGCGCAUCCGCAAACAAAUCCCUCAAUGCUGCAAUAAUGGGUGAGGCCCUCCCUAGAGGAAGGGGAAUCGAUGAAAGGGCUGCACGUGCAGCUGCUGAGGUCAGGAAGAAGGCUGCAGCAAGGGGCCUGUUAGUGCGUCCCCAUGGUGUUCCAGUCCAAGCCUUGCCACCCCUUACCCAACUUUUGAAUAUUAUAAACUCAGGUGCCACUCCAGACGCAGUGGAUAAUGGGAAUGCAGAUGGAGGAAAGGAAACAAAUGGCAUUCCUUCAAGUGAUUCAACUGAUGUCAAGAAAGGCCAAACAAUACCGGUGCAAGAGCAAGCUCCAGUUGGAUUAGGCAAGGGAUUAUCAUCAUUGGAUGCCAAGAAACAGAAAUCAAAACCAAAAGCUGGGGCUUAA